Molecule: messenger RNA, 2720 nt
Organism: Nerophis ophidion (straightnose pipefish)
Lineage: Eukaryota; Metazoa; Chordata; Actinopteri; Syngnathiformes; Syngnathidae
Gene: prph2b
Product: peripherin 2b (retinal degeneration, slow)
Exons: 3
Coding region: 273-1295 (340 amino acids)
Biological process (GO): visual perception
Cellular component (GO): membrane
Source: RefSeq, a predicted model, not a curated record
GUUUGGGAUCCAUUGGAGUUCCGUCCAGCGCUCUGACCGGCAGCCCGCAGACUUCGGAGACCACCCGAGAGCGGCGACUGCAAUGGGAGGCUAGCGAGGCCCCGGCCAGCACGGACUGUCCUGAGGUGCGGCGUGCGACGCCAUGGAUCUCAAACUCAAAGCUGGACCGCUUUUGGCCGCCCGUACCCGGAUCUCACUGUGAAAGCCGCUGCGUUCUCCGAGAAAGACCCCGACCCCACGUCUUCUAACCUUUGCAUCGUCGUGUUGCCGAGAUGCCGUUCAUGCCGGUGAAGUUCACCCUGCAGAAGCGGGUGAAGCUGGCGCAGGGUCUGUGGAUGCUCUAUUGGUUCUCCGUCAUCGUGAGCGUCCUCAUCUUCAGCCUGGGCCUCUUCUUCAAGGUGGAGCUGCGCAAGAGAAGCGAGCUGAUGGACAACGAUGAGAGCCACCUGGUGCCCAACCUACUCAUUCUGGCCGGACUGCUGGCCUGCGGCCUCAACGCUUUCGGGGGCAAAGUGUGCCACGACUCUCUGGACCCCGUCAAGUUCUCCAAGUGGAAGCCCAUGCUGAGAACCUUCCUGCUGCUCUGCUGCGGCUUCAACCUGCUGCUGCUGCUGGCGGCACUGCUCUGCUUCCUCAUGCAGUUCGCCGUCUACCUGACGCUGUCCGAGGGCCUGAAGAACAGCAUCCGCUUCUACAAGGACACCGACACGCCGGGCCGAUGCUUCAUGAAGCGGACUCUGGACUUGACCCAGAUCGAGUUCCGCUGCUGCGGCAACAACAACUUCAGGGACUGGUUCGAGGUCCAGUGGAUUAGCAACCGCUACCUGGACAUGAGCAACGAGGAGGUCAAAGACCGCGUCCUCAGUAACGUGGAGGGGAAGUUCCUCAUGGACAGUGUCCCAUUCAGCUGCUGCAACCCUGGCUCUCCUCGGCCGUGCAUCCAGCAUCACGUGACCAAUAACUCCGCCCACUACGACUACGACCACCGCACCGAGGACCUCAACAUCUGGACCAAGGGCUGCCGCGAGUCCCUCUUCUCCUACUACAGCGGCCUGAUGACCUCCAUCGGCGCCGUCGUCAUCGCCACCAUCAUCCUGGAGUCGGUGGACAUGGCGGGGCUGAAGUACCUGAGCACGGCCCUGGAGACCAUGGCGGACCCGGAGAACCCCGAGUGUGAGAGCGAGGGCUGGCUGCUGGAGAAAAGCGUCAAGGAAACGCUGAUGGAUUUUCUGGGGAAGGUCAAGACUUUGGGCAAGUCCAACAACGUGGAGGAGGGCGAGGAGGCGGCCGGCUGAGAGCCUCGCCCACUAUAGACACACACACACACUGUAAAUAAACACAACAUUAAGAGUCUUCUCUCACAAUAAACUGACAUGAAACAACUUUUAUUUUUUUUAAAUUGUAGGCCACUGGAGUGUACACACACGCACACACACACACAUGCAAGGACACGCACACAGUUGUUUUAAAGUUAGUGAUGGGUCUUUUUCCCACUUUAAGCUUUUGUAUGGAAGUAUUAUUGUAGUAAAAUGUACCUCAAUCUGUGUGUCUGUAAUCUGAUUUAUGUGUCCGUGUAUUCAUUUGUGUGUCUGUAUGUCAAAAUGUGUGUGUGCAUUCAGAUGCAUGGGUGCAUGUUUUAAUUUGUGUGUCUGUAUCUCAAUAUGUGUAAUCAGAUCCGCAUGUGAGUGUUUUAAUGUGUGUCUGUAUCUCAAUCUGUGUGUAAUCAGAUCCGUGCACAUUAACGUGUGUGUAAUCAGAUCUGCAUGUGCGUGUUUUAAUUUGUGUGUCUGUAUCUCAAUAUGUGUGUAAUCAGAUCCGCAUGAUCAGAUCUGCGUGUGUGUUUUAUUUUGUGUAUCUAUCCUAAUGUAUGUGUGUAAUCAGAUCUGUGUGUGUGUUUUAAUUUGUGUGUCUGUAUCUCAAUCUGUGUAAUCAGACCUGUGCACAUUAACAUGUGUGUGUAAUAAGACCUGCGUGUACGUGUUUUUAUUUGUGUGUCCGUAUCUCAAUCUGAGUGUGUAAUCAUAUCUGUGCGUGCGUGUUUUAAUUUGUAUAUCCGUAUUUCAAUGUGUGUUUUAAAAAUAAAAUGUUUGUUCGUUUUUCUCGAGUGUCAAGUGUCGCAAGAGCCACGUGUAAAAAAACAAAUCAGGGUUCUUGCCUCACAUCAAUCUGAAUACACAGACACACGGAUCAAAAUACAGACAGCGGUUUUUGUGUUUACACACAAGUCGAAAUAGGGACACACAAAUUAAAACCCACAAUCUGAUUACACACACAGAGACACACAAAUUAGUAGAGACAGUUGAAUCGGAUUACAGACGCACAGAUUUUUUUUACACAAACAGAUCAAAAGAGGAACAGUUUUUUUUUUACGCACCUAAAUCAAAAUACGGACACACAAAUUAAAACACGCACACCCGUACCUGAUAACACACACAGAUUGAGAUACACACAAUUUAGUACACGGGCACGUGAAUCGGAUUACAGACGCACAGAUGUUUUUUUUCACACACUCAAAUCAAAAUACGGACAGGGGUUUUAUUUAAUUUUUUUUUACACACAAAAAUUGAAAUACGGACACACAAAUUAAAACAAGCACACGCGGAGCUGAUUACCCACACAUAUUGAAAUACAGACACCCAAAUCAGGACACGGACACGUGAAUCGCAUUUGAUGCAAAGAUUAUUUUUUUUUACACACACCAAAAUGCAGCCAUUUUUUUA